Knipowitschia caucasica is the source of this 423-nucleotide messenger RNA. Lineage: Eukaryota; Metazoa; Chordata; Actinopteri; Gobiiformes; Gobiidae. The record is from the annotation of a GenBank genome assembly.
AUGCACAAACACCACCACUGCUGCAAGUGCCCAGAAUGCUAUGAAGUAACCCGAAUGGCUGCCCUGCGGAGGAUGGACGCCCCGGCCUAUGGUGGAGACUGGCAGGCUGAACCCUAUGGAUACCCACCUGGAUACGCAGGAGGCCAAACCUUACCACCUCCAGCCUCAGGGGGAGGUGGGGGUAUUGGAGGAGGAGGGGGUACUUUGGGAAGAAGUAAAGGCAAGAUCAUGUCUGGUGGGGGCCCUGGAGGCCCUAAUCCAAAGGGCCAGUCCAAAGGAGCCCCUAAAGUAAAUGGCAACAACUCCAGUGGGCAAGGAGGUUGGUGGCCCGAAUGCACCUGCACCAACCGGGAGUGGUAUGACCAGGUAAUUCCUCUUCCUCAUUCUCUGAGGGGUUGUGGGAGGGUAUCUGGUAACGUGUAG